Molecule: messenger RNA, 585 nt
Organism: Moneuplotes crassus
Lineage: Eukaryota; Ciliophora; Spirotrichea; Euplotida; Euplotidae
Source: the annotation of a GenBank genome assembly
GGGUUUUCACUAGGAGGACUAAUUCUUAGAGCUUCACUAAUUCAUUUAGAAAAGUACUGGAAGGACUUUCACGCUUUCAUAACACUUGCAACUCCCCAUUUGGGCUGUAUAUACUCUGAAAGCACCCUCUUUUCAAUGGGAAUAUGGGCAAUGAGCAAGAUAGGUUCCCAGCCGAUGAUCAAGGAAUUGCUGUAUAACGACCAGAAGGAUAUCAGAGAGUCUGUUCUUUACAUUUUAGCAGAGAUGGAUACUCUUAAAUGGUUCAAGUAUGCUCUUUUCUGUGGCUCGUACCAGGACAACUACUCUCCUUUGGAGAGUAGUUUGGUUCAGUACUCCCCCAGACUUGAUCAAGUUAAGCAAAAAGAAACCAUCUCAGAAAUGUGUGAGAUGAUAAACGCCUCAUUAUCUCAAGUAGAUGUUUACAAAACUUGUGUGAAUCUAAAGUUUUCAAAAAAAUCUUUUAACACUAUCAUUGGGCGCAGAGCACAUAUUGAGUACUUACAGAAUUCUGAUGUGCUCAGAAUAAUUAUAUCCAAGUACAAGGAUAUUUUUGUUACAGUCGAGUAAUUUCAUUUCAAUAUCUUA